Messenger RNA from Suillus discolor, 811 nucleotides. Its product is annotated as autophagy-related protein. The transcript has 6 exons. Gene Ontology annotation, cellular component: phagophore assembly site. Bases 110 to 661 code for a protein of 183 amino acids. Lineage: Eukaryota; Fungi; Basidiomycota; Agaricomycetes; Boletales; Suillaceae. Gene Ontology annotation, biological process: autophagosome assembly; autophagy. The record is from RefSeq and is a predicted model, not a curated record.
AACCGAUCCACAUCCCUUUUAGAGUUCCAACGAACCUAGGCGAUCGACUGCGAAUCGUUUGUUUCAUGCUCCACUAACUCAGUUCACACUCUGCAGUCUGCCUGCAGGUAUGAAUGCAAAUCUCGCCACCGUGACAAUCGAUGUCAUCCUCGACAGACACAGCGCCAAAGAGGUUCCCACCGCAAUUCUUCACUCAAUACUGUUCCAUAGGCUGUUCGGCACCGUGAAGCCUCAAACAUUCGAGGUCCUUGAUGUCACCAUGCCAGGUGUUUCGGAUCCUGAGAUGGAGCAACUCGUGACGGAGAAAGUGGAUAUAUUUUGGAAAGGCAUCGAGAGUGGCGCAAACAAACGUGGUCAAAUCAUAGUAACAUUUUCGGAGAAAAAGGCGAAGAAGUCCUGGUUUCAGGUGUACGUCGGGGAGGAGGAGGUGCCAUGGGAACAAUGGAUUGUGAAUGUCGAGAUGCGACAACCCAAAUCAGAAGACCGGCAAGAAUUUAAUGCAAAUAUUGCGUCGACGCUUUUGAAGGCUUUGAACGUGAUGCUGACCCAUACUUCGUCGGAGCGCGGGCGCACGGCUGUUCCUCUCAUCACGAACGCGUCAGGGAUAUCUCCUUUUCCAAUCAAGAUUGCAGUUAAAGUUGGCGGGGUCGAGCUUGGGUAGUGUGUAUAGCUUCCGUGUUGUGCAGAAAGAUGUUGCAGAUGCGAUAAGCACAAGAUGUAUGUUUCAAGACUUUGUAUUGAUUUUUUGUUCGAUUUACUGGCGCUACUUAUCUCUGGGGUUCGUCAUGGCUACAACAUGUGUGAAGGCAGC